Thermothielavioides terrestris NRRL 8126 is the source of this 916-nucleotide messenger RNA. RefSeq lists its product as uncharacterized. The coding region runs from base 494 to 733 and encodes 79 amino acids. The transcript has a single exon. Lineage: Eukaryota; Fungi; Ascomycota; Sordariomycetes; Sordariales; Chaetomiaceae. The record is from RefSeq and is a predicted model, not a curated record.
UCUGUGUCGUCUGUGGUUUUGUUCAGUCCAUCGUUUAUCUUUUUUCUCAACUUCUGCUUGCAACCCCUCGGUUACGCUCGACUCUGUCCUACACAGCAGUGUUGAGAUACCCCUCUUACACAGUUAAGCACGCGCUCGGGAUGACUGCUACAACGAGCACUUCAGCCGGCCGGAAUCGUUUCGGAUGACCCCGAGCUCUCAGUUACAACACAGCCCAGCUUGCACAAUUUCGGGCGAGCCAGGUUCACUCACCCGCAUAUGGAGGCUAGCCUCCUGUUUCAAGGAAGCCUCGCGAGAGAUUUGUUCGAGGACGGGCUCCAUCCGAACCAUGGGUCCCCUUUUACUUCCCGUUUGCCAGCCCUUCGACGAGUUUGCAAGGGGGGUGAUGGGCAGCUAACUAGUUGCCCUUGUUCCGCGGGAGAGACACAUGGGGGCGGCCGACGAGAAGGUGAAACGCGGGGAGAGAGCUGGGGUGGUGGGGUGUCGACGCAGUAUGGCUGGGCCCAGCACCCGGUGGUUUCAAACCUCCUCUUGGGUUGUGCUCGACGGCUGGGCCUGGAACUGCAUGCGACACGCGGCCCCUCGCGGAAUCUGUGGCGAAGGGUUGUUCGAGAAGCUGGGCAGAGCUUAUGGUUCGUCGGCGGGCAGGAGUUGGAGGGGCAGCGACGGCGAGGGAGUUGUCCCGUGUCAUUGGACCGCGGGCAGAUCGUUGCACUACCGAAGUCGGGGCUGAGGGGUGGGCGCAGCUGCAUGAGGUCUGAGUGAGUGUUGCAUUCCGUACUUAGGAGUGAGUAUAGAAUACGCUUGAGUGUCGCAGUUGCAAAAGCAAAGACGGGCGAACAAUCUGCUGCCAGAUAAACGCGACUACGGAAUACAUGCCUACACUUCACUACUACCUAGUGGAUGCUGAUCGAAG